CCGAGGUCGGCCCAUGCCGCGGGGGGCCUAUAACCCCACGCGCUCGGCACCAGGCUCCCUUUGAGCGUGUCUCCUGCUAUUUCUGCUGCAGUUCUUCUUCUUGGAGGAAAAAUCUCUUGUUUCCAUCCUUCUUAAGGCCCGGUUUUGUGCCAGUUUGUGGAAGCAACAACGACAACAACAGUAGAACAGUAGAACACAGGACACAAGCACUCUUGUCUUGCCUUAAAGUUUGCCAUCGCUACCCAUUUCUCCAAGUGUUGCUCAAGAACUUUGUGAAAGAUGAGUUAUUAUAAUCAAGGAGGGCCACCUGUAGGAGCACCUCCUCCGCAAUACGCUCCUCAAGGAUAUCCUCCUCAGGGUUACCCGCCACAAGGAUACCCACAACAAGGAUACCCGCAACAAGGAUACCCUCAACAGUAUCCACAACAGCAGCAGAACAAGAGCCCAUCGUUUUGUGAAGCUUUUCUUGCGGCUUUGUGCUGUUGUUGCUUGCUUGAUGCAUGCUUCUGAGCAUGGCUCAUUUGCAACCUGGGUGGAAGAUGUAUCAAAUGCAAAUGCAAAUGCAAUGGUAGCUGCCGGCAAUUUUACUACCGUCAGUAUGAUCUAUUCAGGCUUAGUUACUUUCUAGACUUCUUUUGUUCUUUUGAAAGAUGCGACGUGAUCUUGAAUAUUAGUUCCUAGUAUCUGGAGGAACGUUCAAACUCUCAGCAUAUUAUCAGCUGCAACCAGAAACACUCGGGGGUGGGUGUGGAGCAUAUGCCUAAUAAGUGUUCUGGAUGUAGACUAGGAUCUUUUUCAUCCAACCAGGCUUGUAGUCGAUGUAGUAAGUGCAGCAGCUGUGCUGACGAUUAGAAUUUUUUUCUUUUGGGUUCGAAUCAAAAUCCGUGUAUACCCGGUACAUACUGAAAGCGUUUUACUUCAUUCUUUUAAGUUGAUGUGGAUUUUUAAAAAAGUUUUGUGGAA
Messenger RNA from Physcomitrium patens, 963 nucleotides. RefSeq lists its product as uncharacterized. The record is from RefSeq and is a predicted model, not a curated record. NCBI's taxonomy places the organism in Eukaryota, Viridiplantae, Streptophyta, Bryopsida, Funariales, Funariaceae.